Messenger RNA from Alligator mississippiensis (American alligator), 624 nucleotides. RefSeq names its product chromosome 9 C5orf58 homolog (gene C9H5orf58). Bases 1 to 435 code for a protein of 144 amino acids. The transcript is spliced from 4 exons. The record is from RefSeq and is a predicted model, not a curated record. NCBI's taxonomy places the organism in Eukaryota, Metazoa, Chordata, Crocodylia, Alligatoridae.
AUGUCUUACAUACAAGUAACUCUAGAUAAUCAGUCUCCUCUGAAGUAUCACAGCAGGAAUAGCGGCUGCAAUAAAUUAAGCAAAACUGCUAACAACCAUUCCUUUUUGAAGAGAGGAAAAAGCGAUUCUGCAAAGUCACUGACAACACGCUCUGCACAGAAAGGAAUUACCCUUUGCCAGCGAAGAUUUAAGAAUGUUGCUGACCAAGAAUUUAGCCUUGAAGCUGCAAUUAAAAGCAUUGAUAAAAUGUCCUGUGAGCUGAAGAAACUAAAUGUGGAAGCCCAGCUGUUACUCUGUGACCUGACUUUCAAUUUCAGUCAUCCUGUAAAGACAAAAGUAUUAAGAGAAGUUGAGGAAAAGAACACAGAUUUUAAAAAAUUCAAUAAUUCUGCCCGCUUUCAUGUAUCUUCUUCCAUUAACAGUUCUUCUAUUUGAGCUCUUAAAUUACAACCUGGUUUUCUGCUCUCUUUUUUUAAUGAGUUAAAAACGUCAUAAUCUAAAGUAGAAAAGUAGAAGAGCAAAAUGCAUGAAUAUUGUACUGUUUUGAGACAUUUUUACUGAUAGACAGCUUUAAUUAAAAUAAUAAAAAGAUAAAUAAUUGGUUCAUAGUUUUUGUAUUUUCUU